Grus americana (Whooping crane) is the source of this 2023-nucleotide messenger RNA. RefSeq names its product RAB3A, member RAS oncogene family (gene RAB3A). Lineage: Eukaryota; Metazoa; Chordata; Aves; Gruiformes; Gruidae. Gene Ontology annotation, biological process: regulation of exocytosis; axonogenesis; protein localization to plasma membrane. Gene Ontology annotation, cellular component: synaptic vesicle; synaptic vesicle membrane; plasma membrane. The transcript is spliced from 5 exons. The coding region runs from base 104 to 766 and encodes 220 amino acids. The record is from RefSeq and is a predicted model, not a curated record. Gene Ontology annotation, molecular function: GTP binding; GTPase activity.
CUCCCCCCGCGGCGACGUCAUCCGGGUCUGCAACCGCCGGGGCGGCGCGCGCCGCUGCUGCAGUUGCUGCAGGAGGAGGCGGCGGCGCGAGCGCGGGCUAGAGAUGGCGUCUGCUACCGACUCCCGCUAUGGGCAGAAGGAAUCCUCGGACCAGAACUUCGAUUACAUGUUCAAGAUCCUGAUCAUCGGCAACAGCAGUGUGGGGAAAACCUCUUUCCUCUUCCGGUACGCCGACGACUCCUUCACGCCUGCCUUCGUCAGCACUGUGGGCAUCGACUUCAAGGUCAAGACCAUCUACCGAAACGACAAGCGCAUCAAGCUGCAGAUUUGGGACACAGCCGGCCAGGAGCGGUACCGCACCAUCACCACCGCCUACUACCGCGGCGCCAUGGGCUUCAUCCUGAUGUACGACAUCACCAACGAGGAGUCCUUCAACGCCGUGCAGGACUGGUCCACCCAGAUCAAGACCUACUCCUGGGACAACGCCCAGGUCCUGCUGGUGGGGAACAAGUGUGACAUGGAGGACGAACGCGUUGUCUCCUCGGAGAAAGGCCGCCAGCUCGCCGAGCACCUGGGUUUUGAGUUUUUCGAGGCCAGCGCCAAGGACAACAUCAACGUCAAGCAGACCUUCGAGCGGCUGGUGGACAUCAUCUGUGAGAAGAUGUCAGAGUCACUGGAUACGGCCGACCCGGCGGUCACUGGCGCCAAGCAGGGCCCCCAGCUCACGGACCAGCAGGCCCCCCCGCACCAGGACUGUGCCUGCUAGGGCCAGCCCCCCCCUCUACAUCCCCCAAAAAUCGGUCAGUGCACCCCCCCUCCACCGCUGCUCCCCCCCACUCCCCGAGCCCCUCUUCUUGGGGGUCCCGCAGGGGUUUUUGCUGCUGAUACCUCCGAAAGGGCUGCGGCCCCUCUAGGAGCCUCCCCCCCUUCAGUUAGGCGGUGCCCCCCCCCCUAAUUUAUUUUUAAGCCUGGGCUGGUAGAAAACUCCCCCGUUCUGCUUUUUCUUGCUCCACGAGCCCUGCUCUCCAAGGAAUACUGUUUUCUCUGCUCGCAACCGCUGGCUCCCAUCGCUCCCCUCCCCGCCAGCCCCGUCCCUCUCCAGGGGAAGCGGGGACAGGCCCCCUGCUCGGGUGGGGGGGUGCGAUGGGACGCCAAAACCUCACGUCCUGGCUGAGACUCCCCGUGUCCCCCUCUCCCCAGCCCGGCAGAUGUCCUGCCUAGGGCUCUUUGUGCCCGGCUCUCCUUCCCUGUCCCCCCCCCCCCCCGUGGAUGGAUAUUUCCUAACUCUUGUUUAUUUGUAUAAAUAGAUGCUAAUUUAUGCUCCCGCUGUCUUCCUCCUUGUACAUAAGAAAAAUUCCUUGUAAAUAGGCGUAGGAAGUGACGCUGUGCGCGUGACCUGCAGUGCUGUGGCUGUGUUGGUGCAUUUAUUAUUAUUAUUUUUUUUCCCUCAGUGUGGUAACCUUGCUUGUGAAUAUCACUUUUAAAAAAAAAAAAAAUCUAUUAUUUAAAGGUUUAAAAGAAAAAUAAAAUAAUUAAAAAAAAAAAAAAUACAUGAGCGAGGCCAGCCAAGCAAACUGUAGCAAAUUAGCCCUGGUUUGGGGCUAAAAUGAUUUAAAAAAAAAAAAAAAAAAUCUUUGCAGAGCUCCCGGUUUUGGCGAGCGAGGGGGUGAGUGGGGCUUGGAGGAGCGUGGCUAAUUUGCUGCAGGGCCUUCGGCUCCUCGUGUGUUCCUGUAGUACCGUGCUUCUGUGGAGACUGUGAAUAAGUGGAUAUUCCUGUAGCGAUGACAGACCCGGAGGUCUUGCUGCCCUCUAUUUAUUUUUCUUGGAGCGCUGUGUCUUUAUUUUACAGAUUUCCCCCCCUCCCAAGGGCGACCCUGUUUCCCUCCCUUCCCCUUUCCUAUUUUUUGUGAAGUUUACUUAUGGAAGUUACACUGUACUGUACAAAUGUCAAAAGUGUCAAAAAAAAAAAAAUACAAUUUCCUAAAAAUCACGGUAUAUUAAAGAAAUGUUGUGAAGAAAUAAA